AGCUUGCAUAACGCUAGGCGGGAUGCUGCAGGCUGGCGGAGGCGGCCGAGUCCCUGGUGCCCAGCGCCGCCCUCCGCGCUUGGGGCGUGGCCGCCACCCCUUUAUCAGCUACUCCAACGCGGGGACGCAGCAGACAGCUCUCUGCUCUGCUCUGGCCACAGAUAGGAGUCUUGCUGUUUCUCCCACAUGGACCUUGAACUCCUGGGUUCAAGUGAUUUCCCCUUCUGCCCCCAGGACCCAAAGUGGAAGGGGCUUGUCCAAGCCACCCAGGGCUUAUGUGGCUGAGCAAGGAGAUCCCAACGAAAAUAACAGAGCCAAUGCCAGGGCCAAUAUUGAGCAUCGAGCAGUGACAUUUUUUACAAGAGCCCAGUGGUAGCAUUUUUAGCCUCUGAGGAAAUCAGCUCAGAGAGGUUAAGGAACUCUCACAAGGUUACCAAGCUGGAUAGGAACCCUCCAAGUGCACCUGACAUCCAUCUCUCAGGCCCCAGCCUGGUACCACCUGGCUUGGCUCUCCCUUUCUUGUAUGAUUUUGGUUUCCUGCCCAGGACCCAGACAUGGCGAUGGCAGUGGCCCAGAAGUUCAGCCACCUGUUGUCCAGCCUUUGGCACGUGGGCCAGAAGCCUCUGCAGCCAGAGCCCGUGUUCACAGUGGACCGGGCUGAGGUGCCGCCUCUCUUCUGGAAGCCUUACAUCUAUGCUGGCUACCGGCCGCUGCAUCAGACCUGGUGUUUCUACUUCCGCACCCUGUUCCAGCAGCACAACGAAGCCGUGAAUGUCUGGACUCACCUGCUGGCGGCCCUGGCACUGCUGCUGCGCCUGGUCAUCCUGGUGGGGAGUGUGGACUUCUGGGAAGACCCGCACGCCCUGCCCCUCUUCAUCAUCGUCCUGGCCUCCUUUACUUACCUCUCCUUCAGUGCCCUGGCGCACCUUCUGCAGGCCAAGUCAGAGUUUUGGCACUACAGCUUCUUCUUCCUGGACUACGUGGGCGUAGCCGUGUACCAGUUUGGCAGUGCCCUGGCACACUUCUACUAUGCCAUUGAGCCCACCUGGCAUGCCCAGGUGCAGGCCAUCUUCCUGCCCACGGCCGCCUUCUUGGCCUGGCUUUCCUGUGCUGGGUCCUGCUACAACAAGUACAGCCAGAAGCCAGGCCUGCUGGGCCGCACUUGCCAGGAGGUGCCCUCGGCGCUGGCCUACGCGCUGGACAUCAGCCCCGUGGUGCACCGCAUCAUAGUGUCCCCUCUCCCUGCCGAGGAUGACCCCGCUCUUCUCUAUCACAAGUGCCAGGUGGUCUUUUUUCUUCUGGCUGCUGCGUUUUUCUCCACCGUCAUGCCGGAGAGUUGGUUCCCCGGCAGCUGCCACAUCUUUGGGCAGGGACACCAAGUUUUCCAUGUCUUUUUGGUGCUGUGCACAUUGGCCCAGCUAGAGGCAGUGACACUGGACUAUCAGGCCCGGAGGCCCAUCUAUGAGCCUCUGCAUGCCCGUUGGCCCCACAACUUCUCUGGCCUCUUUCUGCUCACCGUGGGCAGCAGCAUUCUCACUGCCUUGCUCCUCAGCCAGCUGGUCCGGCGCAAACUCCAUCAGAAGACUAAGUGAAAGCAGGGUGGGCGGGGAGCUGGCAGGGUGAGAGAAGGUAUUUAGGGACAAAGGCCUGGACUUGGCUCCAGAUGGGAACGAGGCCUGGUAAAGUUGUUUGUAUAUGGCAGGCCAUGACUCCCUGCCUACAAGCUCACUGCCCAAGGUGGAGCUAGCCAAUCCCAGGACCUGGGGAUUGGCUGGGAGCUGCAGAGGCCCUGGCCAGUUCCCUGCCCUGGUAGAAGAAGAAAUAAGGGAGUGGUCUUCCUAACUGUCCCUCCCUUGCCUCCUAUCAGGGAUAAAGUUUGGGUUCAGCACCCUGGUUUGGGGGUUCCAGGUUGUUGGGUGGGAGAUGAGACAGGCCAGUACCAGAUUUGAGCUGAGAGGAAGGGGACGCCUCAGCAGCCACCUUCUGCCACGUUUCACUGGUGGAAGGGAAACAAACAGGCCAGAAAAAUGGGUAGCAUUUUAAUCUUAUUGUCCCCUGUACCCCAGCCUGGAUCACUGGGUUCCAGAGAGUCUCCAAAGACAAAGGAUUCUCUCCACUGCCCAGAUCCCUUCAUGACAGCCCCAGCCUUAAGCCUCAUGUCUUUGGCCUGUGUGUCCUGCACACUCCUUCCAGUUUCUGCCCGAUAACCUGCUCUUGUGAUUCUGAGUUCUGCCUCCUUAGCUCUGUUUCCAGGGCUCCAGGCCUUAGCACCUUAAGGAACUGUCAGAGGAAGCUCAGAGGCCAGGCUAAUGAGCACUGCCUGGGCUAUUCAGAACCUUGGGCUGGGGAGAGUGAGGAGGAGUUUGCUGACCGAGCUUAGGGUAUUCCAGGCAAAGGGGGACACCUGUCCCCAUACCUAGAGAUGCAAAACAGGGAGUUCAGUGGGGCUGGAGGUAAGGCUGGUGUCUGGUUCCUGAUAUGGCCUCGCUGUAAUAAAGUGACUGUGACAACAACU
Messenger RNA from Cricetulus griseus (Chinese hamster), 2515 nucleotides. NCBI's taxonomy places the organism in Eukaryota, Metazoa, Chordata, Mammalia, Rodentia, Cricetidae. The record is from RefSeq and is a predicted model, not a curated record.